CGAUCCAUUCAGUCGGCUAAAUCAUGGCGUCCGUCAGUACGGGGAGCAGGGUGUCCUGCGGGAGAGAUUUGAAUUGUGUGCCAGAGGUAGCCGACACGUUAGCUGCGGUUGCCAAACUUGGGUUUGAUUUCCUGUGCAUGCCCCUGUUCCAUCCGAGGUUCAGGAGGGAGUAUGAGUUAGAGCCCGCUAAAUCCAGACCUGGAGCCCAGACCCGGUCAGAUCUGCUGCUGUGUGGAAGAGAUUGGAAUACUCUUAUUGUUGGGAAACUUUCUUCAUGGAUCGACGCAGAUUCAGAAAUUGAAACGGAACGCAGAAAUUCAGAGGCAGCUUUGGUGCAGGAGUUAAACUUCUCAGCCUACCUGGGUCUGCCUGUCUUCAUGGUCCCUCUGAAGGGCCCUCAAAAUGCCAAUCUUGCCCGUCUGCUGCUAAAUCACAUCCACACUGGACACCACACCUCAAAUUUUUGGAUCCGUGUUCCACUAAUGGCUCCAGAGGACAUGAGGGAGGAUCUGAUAGAGAACGAACCAACCACUUGCGUCGAUGACAUGAGUGUUGAUGAGAAGACCUGGAGCUGGUGGCACUCUUUAAGAACCCUUUGUGAUUACAACAAGCGGAUCUGUCUGGCUAUUGAAGUUGGAGCAGAUAUGCCAUCAGAUGCUGUGAUUGAUAAGUGGCUCGGGGAGCCCAUCAAAGCAGCCAUACUUCCUACCAGCAUCUUCCUAACAAAUAAGAAGGGCUUCCCUGUUUUGUCAAAAGCCCAUCAGCGAAUUAUCUUCCGUCUCUUCAAGUUGGAGGCCCAGUUUAUCUUCACAGGCACCAGCCGCCACACUGAGAAAGACUUCCGAUCCUACCUGCAGUACCUGGAGUACCUCAACCAGAACCGGCCAGCACCCAAUGCGUAUGAGCUCUUUGCCAAGGGCUAUGAAGACUACCUGCAGUCUCCCCUCCAGCCCCUCAUGGACAAUCUGGAGUCUCAGACAUAUGAAGUGUUUGAGAAGGAUCCUAUUAAGUAUUCACAGUAUCAACAGGCUGUAUAUAAAUGUCUACUUGACAGAGUGCCUGAGGAGCAGAAGGAUACCAAUGUUCAGGUUUUAAUGGUGUUGGGGGCAGGUCGGGGUCCUCUGGUCAAUGCGUCCUUACGGGCUGCCAGACAGGCUGACAGGAAGCUGAGGGUGUACGCUGUGGAGAAAAAUCCCAACGCUGUAGUCACGCUGGAGAAUUGGCGCUUUGAGGAAUGGGGUGAUCAGGUAACGGUUGUGUCAUGUGACAUGCGUGAAUGGGCAGCGCCUGAAAAAGCUGACAUCAUCGUCAGUGAGCUACUCGGGUCAUUUGGUGACAAUGAACUCUCCCCUGAGUGCUUAGACGGGGCACAGCACUUUCUCAAAGAUGAUGGAGUGAGCAUUCCCUGUUCCUACACGUCCUACCUGGCUCCUCUGUCUUCCUCUAAGCUUUACAAUGAGGUGCGAGGCUGCCGGGAACGUGAUAAAGACCCCGAGUGCCACUUUGAGACGCCAUACGUCGUGAGGCUUCACAACUUCCACCAGUUGGCUGACCCCAAAGCUUGCUUCACCUUCACACACCCAACAACAGAUAUGAAUAAUAACCGGUAUCAGUGCCUCAGAUUCUCAGUGGAUUGUAACUCAGUGCUGCAUGGCUUUGCUGGCUACUUUGAGACAACGCUGUACAAAGAUGUCACACUCAGUAUAAAGCCAGAUACACAUUCCCCUGGGAUGUUCUCCUGGUUCCCCAUCUUGUUCCCCCUAAAACAACCCAUCUCUAUAUCUCGGGACGACAAAGUGACGGUUCGAUUCUGGCGCUGCAACAACGGGAAGAAAGUGUGGUACGAAUGGGCCGUGACCGAACCCUCCUGCUCCGCCAUCCACAACCCAGCAGGACGCUCCUACACCAUCGGCCUGUGAAGACGACACACCGGCACCCCCCCGACACGAGGCAAAGCCCGACACAUGUUUCUGUAAGACACGGUGUCACUGGAAGUGUGGGCAGCCCGGCUCUUUUUAUAUACACAGUCAGAACCCGGACUUGUGGUGUGAACCCCUAAUGUCAGUGCAGUCUGGGUUUGAGAACCAUUAGUGGUAGGCGCUUCUGAAUCGACGUAGAGAAUAAAGCCGAUAUUUCAGUCUGUGUUACUGGGAGUUUAUUGUCAGAGUCUGGUUCAGCAGAACUGCACAGACUACAGCACCUUCAGAGUAGGUCAAACACCUCACCACUGGUUCCUCACGCUUUGUUUUUCCGAAGCUGUCCUUCCUCUCCUGUCGUCGCCAUGUAUUUUAGACGUACACACUCAAUGUAACAGGACCUAUGCCUUAUCAAACACAUUCCACACCGAUGCACAGGUACUGAUCUGUACUGAAAACAAAAGUGUCGGAGGAAGGGUUCUAUUCAGGUCACAUAAACAUGUCUGGGGGCUGUCUCUUCAUACCUUAGUUAUUUUGUUUAUGUAUGUUUGAUCCAUGUCAAUAAAGACUACACUGUAUUGUC
Messenger RNA from Sphaeramia orbicularis (orbiculate cardinalfish), 2499 nucleotides. It is a transcript of the gene prmt5, whose product is annotated as protein arginine methyltransferase 5. The record is from RefSeq and is a predicted model, not a curated record. Lineage: Eukaryota; Metazoa; Chordata; Actinopteri; Kurtiformes; Apogonidae. Gene Ontology annotation, biological process: regulation of DNA-templated transcription; peptidyl-arginine N-methylation. The transcript is spliced from 16 exons. Gene Ontology annotation, cellular component: cytosol; nucleus. Bases 24 to 1919 code for a protein of 631 amino acids.